Molecule: messenger RNA, 594 nt
Organism: Ceraceosorus guamensis
Lineage: Eukaryota; Fungi; Basidiomycota; Exobasidiomycetes; Ceraceosorales; Ceraceosoraceae
Exons: 1
Coding region: 1-594 (197 amino acids)
Biological process (GO): tRNA 5'-leader removal
Cellular component (GO): ribonuclease P complex
Source: RefSeq, a predicted model, not a curated record
AUGGUGCGCUUCAAAAAUCGCUGGCUUCUGCUUUCCGUCUCGUUGGAAGAAGGCAGCAGCAGCAGCAGUGCCUCUUCUCUGGACGGGGGCAGUCUAAUCCGUUCACUGCGUCGAUCGCUCGAGGAUAACUUCGGUUCCCUAAGUUCGAGCACGCUAGGCGGUUCGCUAGCCUGCCGGUAUUUCAAUCCCAGAACUGGCAUAGCCAUUGUGAGGUGCGCAAGAUUGGGUAGCGAAACGAUUUGCGCUUCGGCUUGUCUGAUCGCGCAGAUCGAGGGAAGGAAGACAAAGAUUUGUGUAAAGAGGUGCGCGGGAACGAUCCAAAAGGUUCAAAUGGAGGCCAUUAGGAUUUCCAAGAGGGAGAUUGCGAAGGAGAGUGCUAGACAGAGGGCAAAGAGGAGAGAGAUGGAUGUUAGAUUGAGAAGCUUCGGAGAGCAAGAAGAGGAGGAGGACACGGGAAGUGUGAACUUGCUGCAACCUCAGCAGACGGAACGAAGCACGACACGCGCACCCGUGACCGAACAAGAUGACUUGACUGCCGAAGGAUUCGACAUGCUGCAGGAAGCUAAGAGAGAGAUUCAAGCUAUCAGAUCUUGA